Molecule: messenger RNA, 417 nt
Organism: Centruroides sculpturatus (bark scorpion)
Lineage: Eukaryota; Metazoa; Arthropoda; Arachnida; Scorpiones; Buthidae
Product: adult-specific rigid cuticular protein 15.7-like
Exons: 3
Coding region: 1-417 (138 amino acids)
Cellular component (GO): chitin-based extracellular matrix
Molecular function (GO): structural constituent of chitin-based larval cuticle
Source: RefSeq, a predicted model, not a curated record
AUGUAUUCAGAAAAGAAAGAAAACGUCUCUUGGACUGUAAUUAUCAUCGUAUUCAUCAGAGAGUCUCUCUCUCUGGAACAUGCCGAUGGAAAAAGUGAAAGUUCUCUAUCGCGAGAUAAUGGAGAUUACAACUUCCAAUAUUCCAUCCACCGAAAUGAUGGUUCCAGUAAUUCCAGGAGUGAAAUGGGAAAUAGCGACGGAUUGAAGAUGGGUUCUUAUAGUCUGACUGAUAUUGAUGGUCGUAAAAGAUCGGUAGAUUAUGUUGCGGAUCAUCACGGAUUUCGUGUGGUAGUACGUUCUAACGAACCUGGAACAAUGAAUUUACCUGAAGAUCAUCCUCCUGAUCAAAGAGGUACCGUACAUGUGUCUGCAAAAUAUCCACCUGGCCACGCAUAUUAUCUACCGCUAAAACGAUAA